AUGGGUCUCUCUAUGGCACACAAGCUACUCUUAGUCUUUGUGGUUACUGCAUGCGUCUUCUCCGAGACUGCUGAUGCAUGGAGCUGGAGUUGGGGCUCUGGCCAGUCCGGUUCGGGCUGGGGCUGGGGCUCCGACAACUCUGGCGGUUCUUCUGGCUCAGGUUCAGGCUCGAACUCGGGUGGUUCUAGCUUUGGUUGGGGUUGGAGCUCGAACGGAACAGAUACACACUGGGGUUGGGGAAGUAGCUCUGGCUCAAACCACUCUAGCGGCACUGGCUCUACACACAACAACCACACGGCUCCAUCAAACCACUCGAGUGGCACAGGGUCUACACACAACAACCACACGGCUCCAUCAAACCACUCAGGUUGCACUGGUUCUACACACAACAACCACACAGCUCCAUCAAACCACUCAAGCAGUACUGGCUCUACACACAACCACACGGCCCCAUCAAACCACUCGUGUGGUACUGGCUCUACACACAACAACCACACGGCCCCAUCAAACCACUCAAGCUGCACUGGUUCUACACAUAACAUCCACCACAAUCACACGACUCCAUCGAACCACUCAAGUAGCACUGGCUCUACAAGCAACAACAGCCAUCACAACCACACGCAUGCUCCUUUCUACAUCAAUGAUGUUCUUGUUUUCAAGUACAACAAUGAUCAAACGCAAUCCAAGAAGCAUAACAACAACAACGAUGUCUACUUGCUCCAAGACUUGAAGAGUUACAAGAGAUGCGAUGUGACCAGAGGAAAGAAGCUAGAAGCAAGAGGACACUCAUCAUCAUCAUCAGGAAGCUUCAAGUUGCUUCUACGUAAGGCUCAAACUUACUACUUCGCCAGUGGAGACCACAACGGCUGCAACCACAACAUGAAGUUCUCUCUCUCACCAAUUCCUCGCCCGAAUUCACACAAUAAACCCUAA
Arabis nemorensis is the source of this 933-nucleotide messenger RNA. The record is from the annotation of a GenBank genome assembly. NCBI's taxonomy places the organism in Eukaryota, Viridiplantae, Streptophyta, Magnoliopsida, Brassicales, Brassicaceae.